Maniola jurtina (meadow brown) is the source of this 1778-nucleotide messenger RNA. Its product is annotated as organic cation transporter protein-like. The transcript has 4 exons. The coding region runs from base 104 to 1624 and encodes 506 amino acids. Gene Ontology annotation, biological process: transmembrane transport. Gene Ontology annotation, cellular component: membrane. NCBI's taxonomy places the organism in Eukaryota, Metazoa, Arthropoda, Insecta, Lepidoptera, Nymphalidae. The record is from RefSeq and is a predicted model, not a curated record. Gene Ontology annotation, molecular function: transmembrane transporter activity.
UAUAGGCAUCUAUGAUUUAGUUCAAUAACCAUAAAAACAAAUUAUAAUCCGCAAUUUACAAGUCAAAACCAACGCGAUUUACUUGAAUCAUAAACACAACAAAAUGACGAAAGUUAAAAAUCCAAAACUCCAAAACCCAAUCGAGAAACAUUUCAAUGAAAUCACCAGAUAUCACUAUUACUUCUAUUUUUUAAUAUUUACGAGUAAAAUUCCGAUUUUCUGGCACGUUUUGAGUCUGAUAUUUUUGUCUCCACCAGUGGACUACCACUGUAAUGUGACUGGAGUGAAAAAUGUGAAUUCGACAAAGAAUGUGUGUCCGUGCGAUGAACCAUUAUGGGAUAGAAGUAUGUUUUCCGAAACAAUGCAGACGAAAUUUGGAUUAUACUGUGCCAGAAUUUGGUUGAUUAGCUUUUCUCAAAGCAUGAUGUAUGUAGGACUGCUGGUUGGAGCGCUUGUGUUUGGAUUCCUGUCUGAUAGGUACGGAAGGAGAUCUAUGUUCUCAAUGAGCUGUCUAAUAUUGGCCGUGUCAGGAUGUCUGGUCAGUGCUAUGCCAACGGCUGCGGCGUAUACGCUAAUGCGUAGCAUUGAAGGAAUUGGUACAGGUGGCGCCAUCAUAACAUCUUACGUAUUUUGCAUCGAGUACACCGGGGUGAGACAUAGAGAAAUUGUGACAGCUCUAUUCCACAUACCUCUCAACAUAAGUCACUUGACAUUGCCUGGUAUAUCGUACUUGUUGCGGCAUUGCGACGAGUUCCAGUUGGCUCUGUCAAUUCCAGUCUUCUUUUACAUUGGAAUGCAAUGGAUGGUUAUGGAAUCCCCGAAAUGGUUGAUGGACAGCGAUCGAAUUGAUGAGAGCGUGGUGGUCAUGGAGAAAUUUGCUUCUUUCAUCGGAACUUCACGUGAAAACAUCAGAAACCAAAUAAAAGAGUACCAUGCAAACCAUUCACCCAAAGCUCGGAGAAGGAUAAAAAUCUGGCAUGUAUUCUGCCACAAAAAACUUGGCCUUAACUUUUUUUAUAUGUCCGUUAUAUAUUUUCUAUGUGGCAUGGGUUACUAUGGCGUCUCCCAAUACAUUGGUAAAAUGAGUGGUGAUAUCCAUGUAAACGUUGCUAUAUCUGGUGCUAUGUUACUACCAGGAACUAUAGCUGCUGUGUUCUUGCUCAAACUGUUAAACCGAAGAACAUUUUUAAUGUCUACAAUCUUUCUAUCAGGUCUGUUUAUGAUUAUAGUUAUAUGUGUUCCAUUCCAUUACAAUUGGGGAAGGGUUUUGAUUGCGUGUAUCUGUAACUGUUUCUUCUUCGUUUCUUUUAUCAUUGUUUUUCUUUUCGGCGUUGAAUUGUUUCCAACAUCAAUCAGGAACUCAGUUUUGGGAAUACUAUCCGUUAUAUCGAGAGUUGGCCAAAUAACAGCUCCUUCGAUUAACGCAUUAUCAGAAAACGCUUCCGGAGCUGUAUUUGGUGUGUUGGCGUUAGUUGGUACGCUCUUUUGUUUUUUGCUACCAGAGACAAAAGACACUGAGCUUCCAUCAUCGUUGGAUGAUACAAAAAUAUUGACCCGUGGAAAGCCACAGCUAGUAGAGGAUGGUCAGGUGAUGCAGAAUAUUGCAACAUCAAGCACAGAAUGAAAAUUAAAAGAGGCAUAAUUAACGACCAACGCAUAAAAACUCAAAAGAAAGCUCACUUGAGCGAUGGAGAGAACUAUUGAGCCGAUAGCCAGUGGGGCGCAGGAUUUAUGUAAAAUGUAGUAAUAAAAUUAUGUGAUGUUUGUGUAGUGGUAGU